AUGGAGGCGAACGGUGGUGAUUCGUCGGAAAUAGUCCGGGAAUUGGAAGAGUUGAAGCUCAGGAAGGCGGAAAUUGAGCACCGUAUAUCGACCCUCGAAGCAAAGCUCCAUGAGACGGCGGCGGUUGAACGCUUAGACGCUGCCGUAUCGAACGGUUACUCCUCUCCGGCGGCGAUUGAACACGGGCUUGACCAUGGAUUAUCUCCGGAUCAGAUUUACCGUUACAGUCGCCAAUUGUUACUCCCUUCGUUUGGCGUUGAAGCUCAAUCAAAUCUGUUGAAGUCUUCGGUAUUAGUCAUCGGAGCUGGAGGUCUAGGUUCACCGGCGUUAUUGUAUCUUGCAGCUUGUGGUGUUGGUCGGUUGGGGAUUAUCGAUCAUGAUGUUGUAGAACUCAACAAUAUGCACAGACAGAUUAUACACACUGAAGCAUUUAUUGGUCAUCCCAAAGUCAAAUCUGCUGCUUCUGCUUGUCGCUCAGUAAACUCGACAAUCAAAAUUGAUGAACACGUGGAAGCUCUCCGCACAUCCAAUGCUUUGGAAAUCCUCAGCCAAUAUGAUAUCAUAGUAGAUGCAACCGACAAUCCUCCAAGUCGUUACAUGAUCAGCGAUUGCUGUGUCCUGCUAGGAAAGCCUUUGGUAUCAGGUGCUGCACUUGGAAUGGAAGGGCAGCUUACGGUGUAUAAUCACAAUGGAGGUCCGUGUUACCGUUGUCUAUUCCCCACUCCUCCACCUACAUCAGCGUGCCAAAGAUGUUCUGAUAGCGGAGUUCUUGGAGUAGUUCCUGGUGUUAUUGGUUGUCUACAAGCGCUAGAGACGAUUAAACUCGCGAGCAUGGUGGGAGAGCCACUCUCUGAACGGAUGCUUCUUUUCGAUGCUUUAUCAGCAAGAAUCCGCAUUGUUAAGAUCAGAGGCAGAUCAUCCCAGUGCACAGUUUGUGGAGACAAUUCAUCUUUCGAUAAGCAUCAGUUCAAGAACUUUGACUAUGAGGACUUCACCCAAUUUCCUUUAUUUGCGGGGUCGUUGAAGCUACUUCCCAAAGAAUCAAGAAUUAGCAGCGAGGAGUUUAAAGAGAUCCUUCAAAAGAAGGAACGGCAUAUUCUUCUGGAUGUUCGACCUUCUCAUCACUAUAAGAUUGUCUCUCUCCCGGAUUCACUCAACAUCCCUCUUGCAAACUUGGAGUCUCGGUUAAACGAGCUGACUUCAGUUCUGAAAGAGAAGGAAGACGUUAAUGCGGAAACCGGACCUUGCACAAGUCUCUACGUUGUUUGCAGACGCGGGAACGAUUCACAGAGAGCUGUUCAGUAUCUUCGUGAAUCGGGAUUUGAUUCAGCUAAGGACAUUAUCGGAGGACUCGAGGCUUGGGCAGCCGAUGUCAACCCCAACUUCCCCACCUACUAG
Messenger RNA from Microthlaspi erraticum, 1398 nucleotides. The record is from the annotation of a GenBank genome assembly. Lineage: Eukaryota; Viridiplantae; Streptophyta; Magnoliopsida; Brassicales; Brassicaceae.